UCGGUGCAAGCGUUGGGCUCCGCGGCGCCGCGCUGGGCGCUCGGUCAGCCUCGGCAACGGGGAGCGAGUCAGGCCUCCCGUCGCCGCAUCCGCCUGGUGCAGCCCCGGGCCAAGCCCCUGUCGGGGCAUGAGUGCAGGUUUUAUGGUCUGAAAAGCAUGUUAAUCCUUUGGUGAAGUUCUCUGACGUUGAGUGGUCUUUGCUGGUGGAAUGAAUUCCAUGGCAUUGGAUAAUUUCAGACUGUUAGGACAUAGGUUAUUACAGAGGACCCACACCACAUUGGAAAUAGGAAGGAACAUCUGCAUCACAGGGCCUAGGCCUGAAGUUCCUACAGAGCUGCCUCCCCAGGGAGCCACUGAAAUCCACACUCACCUAAUUCCAGAUCUGAAGAUGUGCAGCUCCACACGGUUCCCUGUUAUGCACCUGAAACUGUACUGGAGACGCCAGAAGAGAGAGCGCCCUCUGGAGGUCAGCAGGCGAACGCUGAGGCUGCCUAUGAGCCGCCAAAAGGCUCUAAGUGAUGAGAAAUGGAAGGCAAGCCUCAUGAAGCCACGUGUCUCUCUUGGUAAAGCAUCAUCUCAGAAGCCUCUUGGGAUCCUUUCUCCAAAUGUUCUGUGCAGUAUGAGUGGGAAGAGUCCUGUAGAGAGUAGCCUGAAUGUUAAGACCAGAAAGAAUGUGCCGUCUACAACCAUCCACCAGGGCGAAGAAGGAGCACUUGAUAUCUGGGCUGUUGUGAAACCUGGAAAUACCAAGGAGAAAAUUGCAUUCUUUGCAGCCCACCAGUGUAAUACUAGGACAGGGUCUAUGAAAAUAAAAAGCUCCUGGGAUAUUAUUGAUGGGAGAGCUACUAAAAGAAGAAAAAAAUCAGGGGAUCUUAUAAAAGCCAAGAUACAGCUAGAAAGCAUGAGAGAAGUCAGCAGCAGGUGCUACCAGCCUGAGCCUUUUGCGUGUGGCAUUAAGCACUGUUCUGUGCAUUACGUGAGUGACAGUGGAGAUGGCGUCUACACUGGGAGGCCUCUGUCAGUUAUACAGAUGGUCGCCUUCCUUGAGCAAAGAGCUAGUGCUCUGCUAGCUAGUUGUGCGAAAAACUGCACAAACUCCCCUGCUGUUGUGAGGUUUCCUGGCCAAUCCAGAGGAGCUCCCCCAGUCUCUGAGCAUUGCUCUGCCCCAGGAGCAUGUGAACCCAUAGAAAGGGGAAACCCUGAAGUUGGUGAACCACAGAGCGAGCCAGUCCGUGUCCUUGACAUGGUAGCCAGGCUGGAGUCUGAGUGCCUGAGGCAGCAGAGCCAGCAUGAACUUGGGAGCCUCUCGAGGAAUAACAGCUUCCAUCGGAGUGCUGGUGGGGUGUUGCUUACAAAUAGCACCCAGGCUGAUGAAGGAAAAACAGGAAAAGGUGCCGUGGAGGCACCUGCCACUCAGGUAGACCCCACAGGGUCUGCAUCUGUAGCCUGUGUCCCCUCAGGAGCUGGCCAUUCUCCCAAGGGGGACAAGACCUGGGAUGGUGCUUCUCAGGGCCAUCUGUCAUUGCCAGCGGGUGUGAGUUUCCACAUGGAUGAUGCAGAAUUAGAGCCGGGUCUGCAAACUACCAUGAAAAAUAGCAACAGUUAUGAUGUGGAAAUGACAGAUGAACUUGUUAGGUUACCUUUUUCUUCUCACGUCUGUCCCCAAGCCACUGAAUUGCCCACAGAUGCUGUUGACUGUAUGAACAGAGCACUUGUGCCGCUCACCAGCCCAAGUCUUGAUCAGAGAAGAAAAGUCUCUCUCUGCGUUGGUAUCCCCAUGUCCAAGGUGGAGAAGGACCAGCCUUCCAGUUUAGACAUCUGUGAAGACCCACUUCCAGGGAUGUUGUUUUUUUUGCCACCUGGUCAGCACCCAUCAGACUGUUCCCAGUUGAGUGAAAGUACAAGAAAAGUGGCUUCAGAGUCUAGCCAGCUUGCUGUGGCUGAGGGUGACAGCACAUCUGAGCCACUUGUGCCACCACCCUCCUCUGUGGAAAGUGCCUCACCAGUACUUGAGGCAUCCAGUUGGAAGAAGCAGGUGUCUCAUGAUUUUCUGGAGACCAGGUUUAAAAUCCAGCAGCUUCUGGAGCCUCAGCAGUACAUGGUUUUUCUGCCCCACCACAUUAUGGUAAAAAUCUUCAGGUUGCUUCCCACUAAGAGUUUAGUGGCUCUUAAAUGUACCUGCUGCUAUUUCAAGUUUAUUAUUGAACACUACAAUAUUAGGCCAUCAGAUUCUCGCUGGGUUCGAGAUCCACGCUAUCGAGAAGAUCCUUGCAAACAAUGCAAGAAAAAGUAUGUGAGAGGGGACGUGUCCCUGUGCCGGUGGCACCCCAAGCCCUAUUGCCAGGCGUUUCCCUAUGGGCCAGGGUACUGGAUGUGCUGCCAUCGCUCUCAGAAAGCCUUUCCUGGCUGUCAGCUGGGACUUCAUGACAAUCGCUGGGUUCCUGCCUGCCACAGCUUUAACCGGGAAAUCCACAAGAAAUCAAAAGGGACUGAAACUGAAGAGGAAUAAUAACAUCCACGUGACAGGCAACAAAAGGACCCAUUUUUAAAAACCACGAAACGCUGUUCAAGCGAGCAUUGCCUCUAAAUUUAGUUACCACUGCAGGAGAAUCUAACUCUUAUCAGCACCGCCAUUGCUCAGGCAUCUUUAAAACUCUUAAUUUAUGAGCUAUACAGGAAAAUUGGUCUCAUUUUU
Molecule: messenger RNA, 2695 nt
Organism: Nycticebus coucang (slow loris)
Lineage: Eukaryota; Metazoa; Chordata; Mammalia; Primates; Lorisidae
Gene: FBXO34
Product: F-box protein 34
Exons: 4
Coding region: 209-2509 (766 amino acids)
Molecular function (GO): protein binding
Source: RefSeq, a predicted model, not a curated record